GGCCGCAGAUUAGUCGCGUGUGCGCAUGCGCAUGCGCAGUGUAUGCACUACUGCAGCUGUUGCUCCGCAUUCACCAGUAACUGAGGAGCGGGAGUCUUCAUAACGGUUCAAGAUGAGUAACGUUACUUCUUGGAGUGAUCGACUUCAGAACUACCCGGACCUGCCUGCCAACAUGGAUGGCUUGUCAAUGAAGAAAUACAGGCGAGAAGCCUACCACAGCUUACCAAGGGAACUGGCCCAAUGUCAUCCUGCUAUGAGAGUUUUUGUCAACAGAAGUUUGGCAAUGGAGAAGAUAAAGUGUUUUGGCUUUGAUAUGGAUUACACUCUGGCAGUUUAUAAGUCUCCGGAGUAUGAAUCUCUAGGCUUCGACCUAACUGUGGAGAGACUGGUUUCCAUUGGUUACCCACAAGAGCUUCUAAACUUUGUCUAUGACCCUUCUUUUCCAACCAGAGGCUUGGUAUUUGAUACAACGUAUGGCAAUUUGUUGAAAGUGGAUGCUUAUGGCAACAUAUUGGUUUGUGCCCAUGGUUUUAACUUCAUGCGUGGGCCAGAGAUUAGGGAACUGUAUCCAAACAAGUUUAUACAACGUGGGGAUACAGAGCGAUUCUACAUCCUUAAUACACUCUUCAACCUCCCUGAGACCUACCUUUUUGCCUGCUUAGUUGAUUUCUUCACCAACUGCUCCAGAUACACUAGCUGUGAAACUGGAUUUAAAGAUGGAGAUCUCUUCAUGUCCUUCAAAAGCAUGUUUCAGGAUGUCCGGGAUGCUGUUGACUGGGUCCAUUUUAAGGGUUCCCUAAAAGAGAAGACAGUUGAAAACCUUGAGAAAUAUGUAGUGAAAGAUGUCAAGCUGCCUCUUCUGCUCAGUCGGAUGAAUGAGGUUGCCAAAGUGUUCCUGGCCACUAACAGUGACUGCAAGUACACAGAUAAAAUCAUGACGUACUUGUUUGACUUCCCUCAUGGUCCUACAGCAGGCUCACCUCAUCGGCCUUGGCAGUCAUACUUUGAUCUCAUUCUGGUUGAUGCUAGAAAGCCUGUGUUUUUUGGGGAAGGCACAGUGCUGAGACAAGUGGAUACGACCACUGGGAGGCUAAAAAUUGGAACAUACACAGGACCACUGCAGCAUGGAAUUGUAUACUCAGGUGGUUCGUCAGACAUUGUGUGUGAUCUAUUGGGGGCGAAAGGGAAGGACAUCUUGUACAUUGGUGAUCACAUUUUCGGCGACAUCCUCAAGUCCAAGAAGCGUCAGGGUUGGAGAACGUUCCUUGUAAUUCCUGAGUUGGCUCAGGAGCUGCAUGUCUGGACUGACAAGAGCUCUCUUUUUGAGGAACUGCAGAGUCUGGAUAUUUUCCUGGCAGAGCUCUACAAGCAUUUGGACAGCAGUAGUAAUGAGAGACCUGACAUUAGUUCCCUGCAGAGAAGGAUUAAGAAAGUAACACAUGACAUGGAUAUGUGCUACGGAAUGAUGGGUAGUCUGUUUCGCAGUGGAUCCAGGCAGACACUCUUCGCAUCACAGGUGAUGCGUUAUGCUGAUCUGUAUGCUGCCACCUUCAUCAACCUACUCUACUACCCCUUCAGUUACCUGUUCAGAGCAGCCCAUGUACAGAUGCCUCAUGAGUCCACUGUAGAACACACUCAUGUGGACAUCAAUGACACCGAGUCACCCAUGGCAACACGCAACCGUCGCUCUGUGGACUUCAAAGACUACGAGUGCAAGAGGCACCAGCUGACACGGUCCAUCAGUGAGAUCCAGCCUCCUCAUCUGUUCCCUCAGACACCACAGGAGAUCACACACUGCCAUGACGAGGACGAUGAUGAGGAGGAGGAGGAGGAAGAAGAGGAGGAAGAAUAGACAGGUUUUAGAAUUAGUAUAGAAACAUGGUUAGAAAUGUUAUCAGGUUAGAAAACGGUACAUUCACCAGAGCAUUUAUUAUCCAUAGAUCAACUUUAUUCUUGGAUAAAGAGAAAAAAAUAAUUAUUUUUUUCCUGCUGUAUUAUUCAAGAUUCGGUUAUAUUUUUAGAAUUGUAAGUGUACAUUCAUGGCUUAAAAGCUUUGAGGGUGCCUUCUGUUGUUCAGGCUUUGCUUUAUAAGUGAGAUUCACUUUGGAACCCACAGUGGAACUCUCACUGACCAAACUCUCUUUUUUUUUUUUUUUUUCCCCUCCUUCCACCUCUCAUGAUCCGUGAUAACAUUGCAAAUGUUCCAGUUUGUUACCAUGCCAACUGCAUGAUACUGAGAGAACAAAUACGACUUGUAUAGUACAUUUGCCUUAUUCUUAGCAGAACCUUAAAAAUAAUAGCUGCAUGCAGUGACAUUUCAUGUGGUGAGGAGUGAGAUUUUGAGCCUCCCAGAAUUAAACCUUACAUGCAUGAUGGGAACUGUGCUCUAUUCUAGACCUCCAUAUCUCACACAGUUAGCCAAUGCCUGCUGUAACCAGUGUUGGGCCUGUGACAUUCAACAACAGGUCAGUCAUUAAGGUUUUUGUUAAGCAACUGUAUCUAUCCUAAUUGAUUUAAUUGAGCUGUUAGUACAGCUGUAUCUUUCUUGUAAUGUUUAUUUCCAUUAAUGGAAAGUGAUAUUAUGCAUAAAACGGUUCUUCUUCUACAUUACAGUUAUGUUUUUUUGUUUCUUUCUCUUUAAAAAGCUAAAAAAAAAAAAAACAAUACAAUUGAGAUAACUGCCAUAUUAGAUAUCCGUUCUGAGUAAAACACAGCCACACAGUUUGAGUUACUCAGCAGCUGUGCUAGGAAGGCAACUGCAUCAACGCAAAAAUCUCCGCAGCCAUAAAUGAGGAGUGCAUGGCAUUAGUUGCCUGCAUGCAGAUGCAAGAUUACCUCACUGCUUCACAGUGUAUUUUGAUUAUGCAUCAUCAUGCCUUAAGCCAUGUAAAGUACUAUAAAAGGCGUUUAGAUGUUUAGAUAUUCAGCUGUUCAGUCUAAUGCUGAAUCUGAUUUUCUGUUCUACCUUCUUUUUUUUUUUUUUUUUUUUUUGGAAAUGUCCAACUGCUGGAUUCUCAUUGUGUUCUUUUUCCUGAUGUGCUACUGCAGUGCUGCUUCUCCCAAAAUAGUCUAUCCUGUGUCUAUCCUGGACUAGUGAUUAGAAUGAUUUAAAAAGGCUCUACUUUGACCCAAUUUCUUUGUUUUUAUUGCCUGCUAGUCAUGGACACUUGUAGACCAAAUGGGACACAAUUUGUGUGUAAUCAUUCAGUUUUGAUUUAUUGUACUUGACUCCUGAUUAACUUGGUUCUUGAUCGGCCCUCGUCUCACGCAGUACUGCUUGUUCUAUAUGCAUCGAAUAUAUUUAUGCAGAUGUGAAUUUGACCCUAACAUCAACAGCCACAUGCUGACGUUACAACAGGAAAUUAUAAUAAUUAAGCAAUAUAAAUCUGUUGAGUGAAAAAUGAUUUGAAUGAAAAACGCAGAUUAAAUGAUCUUGCCUUGCUCUUGCUGUUCCUUUGAUAUGCUGACUGCUGUACUGUAUAUAUAUCCAGCCAUACAGUUGCAUGUGUUCUGUGCACUUUUGAACAAUCUCAUCCAUCAGUGUUGCUGAUAAAAGGAGACCUUAUUUUUCUGACCUUUGGUGAUUUGGUUUGCUCUGGCAGCUGAGAGCAGGAACAUGGCCACAAUCAAAGACUGCUUUACUGUUAUGCCUGUUAUGUGUGGGCUUAGCAGGCCUGUGAGUCACACUGGCUUGUAAUUGUUUCAUUACAUAAAGGAAAGGCACAAUUAUGCCUUUCUUUUCAGAUUUGUUAAAAAGGUGUGAUCUGUUUUGGUUAUUUUGUUUGUGGGUGUUUGGUUUGGGAUGUUUUUUUUGUUUGUUUGUUUUUUUUUUUUUUGCAUUGAUUACAGUGCAAAUGUGUAGAGUGAAAUCAUAAUUUGUAUUAUACAAUCCACUAAGAACAGCCUCAUCUCAGAAGAGGUAUUCAUUAGCCUGCAGAUCAAGAUCUAGAUCUAGACUGCACUACCGAUUGAACCCUGUUUAUAUUUGGUCCUUUUAUGACAAUGUUUGCAUCUGUUUGCUUCAUCUUGAGUUUUGAGAAUCCGGAUUAUAUCUGGAUAUAGUUAGAAAUGUGUGUAAAUGCUGCUAAGAAGCAUUCAAAUUGUAUGCAAAUGAUAAUUCUUAAACCACUCAACAACAAAUGCUAUAGCAGUGCAAACACAUCCCUUCCUUCAAGAUGCAUUUGGCAACUGAAACAAUCCAGAUACUAGUCACAUUGUGUGACCAGGUCUAAACAGACCUGAAUAGAUCUGAAUAAAGCCAAGCCAAGACAUGCAAGUGUAAAUGCACCUCCUAAAACUGAUAGAAAUUCAGUUGCUUUAACCACACAUGAGACCUUUGAGCCACGUUAAUGCUGUGUAAACACAUCUGACCCUUCAAGACACAUUCAACAUGCAUAAACUGAAUUGAUAUUUGAUUAGAUAUAUUGGUUUAUAGUCUACAUUAAAAUUAUAGAUAUAAAAAGGGGUUUAUAGAGGAUUAUAGACUGCUCACACUGUUAAAGUGCCUCUGAAGAAGCAGGUGCAGGGAGGAGGCUAAGAACAAACAGCAGGCAUAUAAAGAUAUGGCAAGAGCCUAGUCAUUUUUUUCCUUUUUUUUUUUUUUUUACAAUUAAGUGUUUUUUGUUGUUUUCUUUUAAAUAUUGUGUUUUACAAGAUAUUGUCAUUUUUGCCUAGGUUUAGGCAAAAAAACAAAAAGAAAGAAUGUGUCAUGGAUAACGUUUAUAAUCUGUAAUCAAUUACUGUAGAAAUAAAGACUAUUUCUCUUA
Molecule: messenger RNA, 4766 nt
Organism: Astyanax mexicanus (Mexican tetra)
Lineage: Eukaryota; Metazoa; Chordata; Actinopteri; Characiformes; Acestrorhamphidae
Gene: nt5c2a
Product: 5'-nucleotidase, cytosolic IIa
Exons: 19
Coding region: 113-1852 (579 amino acids)
Molecular function (GO): 5'-nucleotidase activity
Source: RefSeq, a predicted model, not a curated record